UCCGAUUUUCGGGAAUUCAUUGUCAUCCUGCUCGUGGAUCAUUUAGCUUUUAUUUUAUUUAUUUAAAUCAGUUAAAGAGGCUCAAAGGUGCUGAAGAUGCUUUUGGGCUCGAGAUUAUUGUGCAGGAGUGAGGCGUGUCCCUAGUAUUGUAUACAUACACCACGGCUCAUCUGUGUGCAACUAUUCUUCUUCCGGGAGACUAGCCAUCUUCAGCAUGUCAUAAUUAAUUAAUUAGUUUUUACUUCACUAAAAUUUAGUAGAAGAAUUUAAAAUAAAGGAAUAAUCAAUUCUUUGGAGAUUGAAUCGAGAUGCCGAGCCUCGAGAGAGAAAAAGAAAAAUCGAUAUUGUUGAUGGUCGAGCUCAAUUAUUAGUGAUUCAAUAGUCGGCUGUGUUCGUGUUGAUGAAGAAUUCACUUUUGCGCGGAUUUACAGUUGACAAUAACGACAAUAAUACCAUGUCGCAGAUAAAAAUAAUUAAUUUAAGCAAUAUAUGUCGGGUGUGCCUUAAACAAGGGAUUAAAAAAAUGUCACCGAUAUUUGGUGAUACUAGUAAUAAUAUUGCUGAUGUUCUUAGUUAUUUAGCAGACGUUCAGCUUAAUCCGCAUGAUGGUUUACCUGCUGCUAUUUGUUUGACCUGUAAAAAAAAAGUUGAAGAGUUUUACAAAUUCAGAAAUUUGAUUGAGUUUUCCGACAAAACUCUCCGAUCUUAUUUAAAAAUAAAUAAUGAAAAUGAUCUGAAUUUCGAAGGUGAACAAGAAAAUAUUUUCUCGGACAAUAAUGAUUCGGGAAUUACUUACGUAGUUACGAUGCCCAAUGACUCUACACAGAUAUGGGACACUGCUGAUACAUUGGAAUUGAAAAAAAAUGCUGAUAAAGAAGUAGAAAUAUUAGAUGAAGAUGUAAAAAUAGGCUUAUAUAAUAAGAAUGAAAAUUAUGGAGACAAAAAUAAAAUGAGUAAUGUACAGAAACAGAAAAAAUAUAAUGAUAUUUUUUGCCAGUUAUGUUCUAAAAAAUUUAAUUCAGUUAAAGAUUUAAAAGAUCAUGUAGACGAUCACUGUUUAUUAAGUGAGGCCCAUGAUAAAUCUCCAAAUAAAAUUGAAAAAGAAAUAUGUUUGAAAACUGAAGUUAAAGAAGAAGAACCAAAUUUAGAUGAAUUUUAUGAAAAAUCUGAGCCAGAAAAUUCACAAUUAUUAUUUGACGCUUUGACAAAUUCUGAGCCUGUUUCUCAAGAAAUUGUUAAAUUAAAUUCUGAAUCUGAAGAUAUAAAAACGGAAAGAUCUAAAGCUACUGAAACUAAGAAGAAAAGAAAGAAAAAAACAAACGAGCCAAAAAGAACACGGCGCCGUCAGUUUCCAAGAGUUAGAAAUAAGUUGGAUAGAAUAAUUGAUCAAGGUGGUAUUUGUUUGGGUUUUAAAUUCAAAGACAGUUACUUCGAAAGUGUUGUACUGUGUAAAUUUUGUAGUGAAGAACUGACGACGGAGAUGAUAAAUGAUCACGCUAGUCAUUGUUUGAUCCAAAACCGUAAUUUAGUGUGUGAUGAGUGCGGUCAACAGUUUGACGAAACCGCGGAGCUGAAAAGUCACAAAGCAACUCACUCAUCCCAACCACUGACAUGCAUUCACUGCAAUACUAAUUUUUCAAACAUAAACACGUACAACACACAUAUGAAAAGACACACACUUGGCAGUCGGUUUAACUGUGAAACGUGUGGAAAAAAAUUCUUUUCAAAUUCCGAAUUGGUACGACAUGUUCAAAAACAUCUGAACAACAAACAAUUUACGUGCAAUAAUUGUGAUGCAUCAUUUGUGACACGUCCAGAGUUAACCCGGCAUCUCAAGUACCACACAGGAUUCAAGAAGUUCAAAUGUCAUAUUUGUGGUAAAGCUUAUUACGAGUCGGGUCAUUUAAAAGUACACAUGCGAUACCAUUCUGGAGAGAAGCCUUUCAUUUGUCAGACUUGCGGGAAACCAUUUAUUACAAAAUCGAAAUUAUUAAGACAUGAAAAAAUUCAUUUAUCUAAAACAUAACAAAUAAUUCAUAUUAAAUAUUAAUA
This is a messenger RNA of Cotesia glomerata, 2052 nucleotides long. RefSeq names its product zinc finger protein 34-like. Gene Ontology annotation, molecular function: RNA polymerase II cis-regulatory region sequence-specific DNA binding; DNA-binding transcription factor activity, RNA polymerase II-specific; zinc ion binding. Gene Ontology annotation, biological process: regulation of DNA-templated transcription. The record is from RefSeq and is a predicted model, not a curated record. The coding region runs from base 401 to 2026 and encodes 541 amino acids. Lineage: Eukaryota; Metazoa; Arthropoda; Insecta; Hymenoptera; Braconidae. The transcript is spliced from 5 exons. Gene Ontology annotation, cellular component: nucleus.